This is a messenger RNA of Olea europaea var. sylvestris, 645 nucleotides long. RefSeq names its product CBL-interacting serine/threonine-protein kinase 23-like. NCBI's taxonomy places the organism in Eukaryota, Viridiplantae, Streptophyta, Magnoliopsida, Lamiales, Oleaceae. Bases 196 to 591 code for a protein of 131 amino acids. The transcript has 5 exons. Gene Ontology annotation, biological process: signal transduction. The record is from RefSeq and is a predicted model, not a curated record.
UUUUGUCAUGUGAAACAGCGGAUUACAAUUGCCGAGGUUCUUGAGAAUGAUUGGUUCAAGAAAGGAUAUCAGCCACCCGUUUUUCAACAAGAGGAUGUUAGUCUUGAUGACAUUAAUGCUAUUUUUAAUGAGUCAACGGAUUCUCCUUACCUAGUUGUGGAAAGGCGGGAAGAGCGCUCCACCACACCAGUGACAAUGAAUGCCUUUGAGCUUAUCUCCAAAUCUCAGGGUCUUGACCUCGGUUCUCUCUUUGAAAAGCAAAUGGGGCUUGUUAAAAGAGAAACGAGAUUCACAUCCAAAUUACCUGCAAAUGAGAUAAUCUCAAAAAUUGAGCAAGCUGCGUUGCCUCUGGGGUUUGAUGUGAAGAAAAACAACUAUAAGUUGAAACUUCAUGGGGAGAAGACUGGGCGCAAGGGUCAUCUAUCAAUUGCAACAGAGAUUUUUGAGGUGGCUCCUUCACUUCAUAUGGUCGAGCUUCGCAAGGCUGGAGGAGAUACCUUAGAAUUUCACAUGGUAAUGAAGUUAAGAUUUAUGCCGAUAGAAAUAGCUCGCUAUCCAAAAUGCGCCGUUGUGGAAAAACAAGACCUAUAGAUAGACAUUAUGCUAUGGAAGUUAACCAUUUGCUUGGAAAAGCUCCAGAGUGCC